AUGGCAACAAGGCAAGUUUAUAGAAAAAUAUGGACUGUCAUUUCUUGCGAUUAUCUAUCUGUUGAUUCUAUUUAUAUCUAUCUAUCUAUCUAUCUAUCUAUCUAUCUAUCUAUCUAUCUAUCUAUCUCAGUUCAUGCGUAUCUAUCUAUCUCAUUCAUUAUCUAUCUCAGAUUGUUCAUAUCUAUCUCAGUCAGUUCAUUAUCUAUUUACCUAUGGAUCUAUCUAUCUAUGUAUAUUCAUAUCUCUAUCUAUAUAUCUAUUAAUCUAUCCCCUUAUCUCUCUAUCCCUAUUCAUCUAUCUAUCCCUCUUCAUCUAUCUAUCUAUCUAUCUAUCUAUCUAUCUAUCUAUCUAUCUAUCUAUCUAUCUAUCUAUCUCAGUUCAUACGUAUCUAUCAAUCUAUCUAUCUAUCUCAGUCAGUUCAUUAUCUAUCUCAGAUUGUUCGUUUCUAUCUCAGUCAGUUCAUAUAUAUCUAUUUAUCUAUGUAUAUUCAUAUCUCUAUCUAUAUAUCUAUUUAUCUAUCCCCCUAUCUCUCUAUCCCUAUUCAUCUAUCUAUCUAUAAGUGUAUAUAACGCUAAACAAAAUCAAUCACCGCACCAAAAUCUAUCUAUCUAUCUAUCUAUCUAUCUAUCUAUCUACAUGGAAGUGAGUUCUUCACAUCUUUUCACAUCUAUCUAUCUAUCUAUCUAUCUAUCUAUCUAUCUAUCUAUCUAUCUAUCUUUUGUAGCAUACCUACGGCGAUAA
Molecule: messenger RNA, 741 nt
Organism: Acanthosepion pharaonis
Lineage: Eukaryota; Metazoa; Mollusca; Cephalopoda; Sepiida; Sepiidae
Source: the annotation of a GenBank genome assembly